Molecule: messenger RNA, 1237 nt
Organism: Acomys russatus (golden spiny mouse)
Lineage: Eukaryota; Metazoa; Chordata; Mammalia; Rodentia; Muridae
Product: mas-related G-protein coupled receptor member A
Exons: 2
Coding region: 267-1208 (313 amino acids)
Biological process (GO): G protein-coupled receptor signaling pathway
Cellular component (GO): membrane
Molecular function (GO): G protein-coupled receptor activity
Source: RefSeq, a predicted model, not a curated record
UGCGUUUCUCCUUGUCUUGGUCGACUGUUCCGUGUUAUCCUUCCUGCCUCUCUGAACAACCCACUUCUCCUGGCAGCCAAGCACAUGAUUGGUGGAAAUGCAAGAAGGCCCUGGAUAAUUCACUGUCUUCCCCCAUCUGCUCACAUUCCGGAACAUCUACCCAUCUAUCAUAGCAUCUUCACAGGGGCGGAGAAAGCCAGGCAAGAGGCUAGAGUGCCUGCAGCACCGGUGCAGGGUUUCUGAGCCUAAACACCGAAGCCUCAAGGAUGGCAGUCACGACAACAAAUCCAAUGGACAAAACCAUACCUGGAAGUUUCAACAGCAGGACCCUGAUCCCAAAUCUGAUGAUCAUCAUCUCGGGACUAGUCGGGCUGACAGGAAACGCCACUGUGUUCUGGCUCUUGGGCUUCCGCUUACGCAGGAAUGCCUUCUCCGUCUACAUACUGAACCUGGCCAUAGCUGAUUUCCUCUUCCUCCUCUGUCACAUCAUAGACUCCACGCUGCUCCUCCUCAAGUUUUCGUACCCUGACAUUAUUUUUCUCCCGUCCUUUAACACCGUCAUGAUGGUUCCCUACAUCGCAGGCCUGAGCAUGCUCAGUGCCAUCAGCACAGAGCGCUGUCUCUCUGUCCUGUGCCCCAUCUGGUAUCGCUGCCGCCGCCCAAAACACACAUCAACUGUCAUGUGUGCUGCGAUCUGGGUCCUGUCACUGUUGAUCUGCAUUUUGAACAGGUAUUUCUGUGGUUUCCUGGAAAAAAAAUACGAAAAUGACAAGCGGUGCCUGGCAUCGAAUUUCUUUAUUGCCGCGUGCCUAAUAUUUUUGUUUGUGGUCCUCUGCGCGUCCAGCUUUGCCCUGCUGGCCAGGUUGUUCUGUGGCGCUGGUCGGAUGAAGCUCACCAGAUUGUACAUGACCAUCAUGCUCACUGUGCUGGUUUUUCUCCUCUGCGGCUUGCCCUUUGGCAUCCACUGGUUCCUGUUAAUCUGGAUUAAGAUUGAGUAUGGUGUGUUUGCUUACGGUCUCUAUCUGGCGUCACUCGUCCUGACAGCUGUUAACAGCUGUGCCAACCCCAUCAUUUACUUCUUCGUGGGCUCCUUCAGGCAUCAUCUGAAGCACCAGACCCUCAAAAUGGUACUCGAGAGGGCUCUGCAGGACACUCCUGAGACAGCUGAAAACACGGUGGAGAUGUCAACCAGCAAAGUGGAGCAGUGAUGAAAAGCCUCUGCCUGGACCUGACAUGC